Molecule: messenger RNA, 3041 nt
Organism: Drosophila hydei
Lineage: Eukaryota; Metazoa; Arthropoda; Insecta; Diptera; Drosophilidae
Product: zinc finger protein Xfin
Exons: 6
Coding region: 132-3041 (969 amino acids)
Cellular component (GO): nucleus
Molecular function (GO): zinc ion binding
Source: RefSeq, a predicted model, not a curated record
UUUUUCGUGCCAGCUUGUGUCAUCACAGUUGCACUGCACUGUAUUUAGUAAAUUAACAGGACAUGCAAAUUUUUUUGUUGUGUUAUGUUUUGUUUUGUAAAUGUAUUAAAAGUUAAUAAAGCUGAAACAUAAUGAAGCUACCUGUCAUGUGUCGCACUUGUGAUGCAAGGGACACGGAUAAACUAUACAAGCUGGCUACAUCUACCAAACGAUUUCCGGAUAAACAGCUCUCCGACAUUUUAACCGAACUAACGCACAUAGAAUUAGAUGAAACCUUUGCGCAACAGCUGCCACAGUGCCUGUGCGGUAAUUGUGCCAGAAAGCUAAUUGGCGCAUAUUAUUAUGUUAAGCAAGCACUGACAGCAAAUGAGCUGCUCAUGAAUCAUGUGGACCGCCUGGGGAGUAGUAAAACUGCAGUCAACGACUGUCUGCAAGAGGCGCCAAUGGAGUUGUGUGCCGAGCAACAUGUGGAGAUUAAAAUGGAAACAGAAGAGGAGGAGGCUGAGAAUGAUAUAACCUGCACGGAACUGCCGGAGUUUACAACAGUACAAAAUGCCACUGAUGUGGAGUUAGAGCUGGAUAACAAAAAGUCCAAUGACCCCCUUAACAUGCUCGAGCCAGUGAAACAGGAGGUGGAGUCAGCCGCUGCUCGGACUCCAAUAAUUCGAGAGCCGGAAGAAUAUAAAGCUGAUAUUGAAGAUGAAGAAUCCCUCGAUGAUUUGCCAUUGCAACUGCGCGCACACAAGUGGAAGCAAACGGGCAUGCUGCGCGCAGUAAAGCGUUCAAUUUAUAAAUGCACCGAAUGCCCCAAGAACUUCAAGCGACCGGAAUAUCUCAAGCAGCAUGCGACACGGGCGCAUAAAUCGAAGACCGAUUGGUUUUCCUGCUCCUACUGCAUACGCAAAUUCAGUCAUCGGGAGGCUCUGCAGUCGCAUCUGAAAGUGCAUCGGGAUUCCAAACGGUCAGCGAACUUGGGCGAGAGCAAAAAAGCCAAGGAUAUAGACCUGAACAUGUGCAAGCCGCAUGGCUAUAAGCUCAUCGAAUGUAUGAUUUGUCAGAGUCAAUACGAUAAAAUAGCGGAUCUUCGACGUCAUCUGGAACAGCAUCCGGAUAUUGUUGGAUUUGGUGCACGCUCCAAUAUGCAGCCACAUGAGCUGGCGGAGCUCUUUUACCCGGAUGCCAAGCACAUCAGCGUGGAGCAGCUAAAGGCCCUCAUACGCAAAGAUCUGGAUGCUGGUAUUUAUCAACGUUUCUAUUCCAUUACCAAUCAGUCGGGAUAUGAAAUGGAUCUGGAUAGCUCGGAGACGGAAAGCGAGGCCGAACGAGAUGUUGAUGAGCAGCAGCUGAAGCGCAACAUACCCAAAGCCAAGUACAGUUGUGACCUGUGCCACGAGCGCUACCAACGUAAAUACCAACUCUUUGAUCAUCAGCGUCUGGCGCAUGCCUGGCUGGAUGCGCCGCAUGUCUGUGGACGCUGCGAUGCGCGUUUUGUUAGCCUCCAGCUGCUGCGGCAACACAAUGAGCUGCAAUGCAAGAAUGCCCAAAAACGAUUCCUCUGCCACAGAUGUCCACUACGCUUCCGUUGGCGCCACAAUCUAAAGGCGCAUAUACGAGAACAUCGCAGUAUAAAUCAAACCUAUGAGUGUGCCGAUUGUAAACGCGUAUUCGACAAAAAGAAAUCUCUCACCGUGCACAUGCUCAGCGUGCAUGCAGAAGAAUCAAAACUCAUACCGUGCCAAUGGUGUACCCGCAAGUUCUACCGACGUGACUAUUUGGUGAAGCAUCUGAAGCGUCAUGGUAUACGGGAACAGGAUAUACCGCUCGCCGAGACGCUAAUUGCGGCCACCGCGAAACCAAAUGGCGUCAAACGCAUCACCUGCAAGAUUUGUAAUCUUCACUUUGAACGCAUCAGCGACCUGCGAGCGCACAUUCAGCUGGAGCUGAAGCUAGCCUUAUCGCUGCACCAGAACUACGAUUCAUUACACAACUACUCAAUUACAAAUGAAUCUGGGUACGAACUUCAGCUAGGCGACUCUGAAACGGAGGAUGAACUGCAAAUGCAGCAACCACGAGGCUCGCCCAGCACGCGACUCGUCUACGUUUGCGAACUAUGCAAAGUCCAGUGCAAGCGCAAGUACGAGAUGAUCCAGCAUCAGCGGGCGAUGCAUCGGUUCGACAAAAUGCCACACGAGUGCGAGCUCUGCAUAUUCAAGUGCGUCUGCAAGAGCAUCAUGGAUCAACACAGGCAGUCGCAAUGCCACAGCGUCGAGAAGAAGCUGGCGUGCAGCAAAUGCAGCUACAAAUUCAUGUGGGCAGAGAAUUUGCAACAGCAUAUGUUGCUGCAGCACGGCAGCAUCGAUCUACAGUCUGCUCCUGCAUCUGCUGUGAGCGAUGCAGCCAGCGCAGAUCGUUUGUCAGCUGUGUCGAUUAAUCCCGCUAUUACGACCGAGGAUGUGCAGCUGCUGCAGUGUCCUCACUGCGAUCGCACUUAUCAGAUGAAGGCACGUCUCAACAAUCACAUACGCGAUGUGCACAUCAAUGGGGAUCGCAAGCGUAAAGAGGCCAUCAAGAAAUUCCUCUGUUCGCUCUGCGGACGGGAAACCCAAUCGGCGGCUACAUUGGUCACCCAUAUGCGUCGGCAUACGGGCGAGAAGCCGUUCAAAUGUGAUCUGUGCGAAAUGGCCUUUCCGAGGCAUUCGGAAAUGAUGUCUCACCGGCGAAUGCACACGGGCGAGAAACCCUUCCAUUGUACGGUCUGCGGAAAGGAUUUUGCCCGUUCCGACAAACUGAAGCGGCAUAUGUUGACGCACAGCGGAUUGAAGCCACACAAGUGCACCUACUGCGAUAAAAGCUAUCGCCAGGCGAAGGAUCUGAAGCUUCAUCUGCAGCAACAUACGGGCGAGUGUCCUUUCAUAUGCGGCACCUGUGGCGAGCGUUUCAUACAGGGAACCGCCUUGGAAAAGCACCGCAUGAUGCGACGUCACUUUGACGAGGUGGAGGAGCGCAUCACCACCAACAACAGCCACACAGCAACUGCUUAG